This is a messenger RNA of Psammomys obesus (fat sand rat), 2630 nucleotides long. It is a transcript of the gene Sla, whose product is annotated as Src like adaptor. The transcript has 8 exons. The coding region runs from base 179 to 1024 and encodes 281 amino acids. Lineage: Eukaryota; Metazoa; Chordata; Mammalia; Rodentia; Muridae. Gene Ontology annotation, molecular function: protein binding. The record is from RefSeq and is a predicted model, not a curated record.
AUGAGCUUUGCCUGCACUCCCUCCUGAGCCUGUGUGGUCCACUUCGCCUGGAGCAGCAACGGCUGAUGGAGAGCUGGUGACUCUGUCCCUGCUGGCCCUCUGCUGCCAACUCCCAGAAGAAGCCAUGUUCGGCAUUUGAAGGUUUCCAGUAACUGCCACAUCCCAGGGAGAAAAAGAGAUGGGGAACAGCAUGAAAUCCACACCUCCACCUUCGGAGAGGCCAUUACCCAGCAGUGAGGGACUUGAGAGCGACUUCCUGGCUGUGCUGAAUGACUACCCAUCUCCUGACAUCAGCCCCCCAAUAUUCCGGAGAGGGGAGAAACUGCGUGUGAUUUCUGAUGAAGGGGGCUGGUGGAAAGCCAUUUCUCUCAGCACUGGCCGGGAAAGUUAUAUUCCGGGGAUAUGUGUGGCCAGAGUGUACCAUGGCUGGCUGUUUGAAGGACUGGGCAGGGACAAGGCUGAGGAACUGCUGCAGCUGCCAGACACAAAGAUUGGUUCCUUCAUGAUCAGAGAGAGUGAAACAAAGAAAGGUUUCUACUCGCUGUCAGUAAGACACAGGCAGGUGAAGCAUUACCGCAUCUUCCGCCUGCCGAACAACUGGUACUACAUCUCGCCAAGGCUCACCUUCCAGUGUCUGGAGGACCUGGUGACUCAUUAUUCUGAGGUGGCUGAUGGUCUAUGCUGUGUGCUCACCACACCCUGCCUGGCACAGAAUACACCUGCUCCAACAGCUCAUCCAUCACCUUGUACCACCCCUGGUUCACAUGUCACCUUACGACAGAAGACCUUUGAUUGGAAGAGGGUAUCCAGAUCACAGGAAGAUCCAGAGGGAGCAGAGAACCCACUCAGAGUGGAUGAAUCCCUUUUCAGCUAUGGCCUUCGGGAAAGCAUUGCAUCCUACCUGUCCCUGACUGGAGAUGACACUAGCUCCUUCGACCGGAAGAAGAAGAGUCUCUCCCUAAUGUACACUGGGAGCAAACGCAAGAGCUCCUUCUUUGCAGCACCUCAGUACUUUGAAGAUUAGUGCCCUGGCUGGUACACAAAAGACAAAGGCUUUGACUGUGACCUGGGGUCUUAUGGAAGAUGGAGUUCUCUACUCAGUGGUCACCUCAUGUCUUCCUGUUACCAAAGGAAGUCACACAGAGACUGCCUUUACCUACUAAUCAGAGGAACUGUUGUCUGAUCAGUAUUGUGGAGCCACAUCACAUUUUGAUCAUGGUGUAAUGGGGCAGUGCUUCAAAGAGCUGUGGGUACAUGAGUGUGUGUAUGCAAGACAGAACAAUCUUGCAAGAGUGUGUGGAAACUGACUCCAGCUCUCAGUCCCAAUGGCCCCUCUCUGAGACCCCAUGGAGAGCAUCCACCUGAGAAAGAGCAUGGGCAAGAUGGCCUUGUUAGGUCUGCAGAGUGACCUCUAUCUGAAGCAAAGCUACCUUUAAAGGCCCAGUGAGAACUUUGGGCUAUGUCUUCUCUCUUUCUAAGGAACCAGUGACACUAAACACUAUCCAGAAGGACUUACAGCUCUGAACCAAGUGGAAUCUUCAGCAUUCAGGUGGACCAAAGCCAUUUGGACAGGAGUAGAUGGUCAAGUUAAGUCACAUGGGAGUAUAGGGCAACUGGGAAAGAGAGGAGGAAGCCCUAAUGCACAAGCUUCUGGGAUAGACAGUCUUGCCUCCCCCAGAUGCUGGGGUCCUGUGUUGUUUUAGAACCCCUAUUUCUCAUGCCUAAUGGAAGAAGCAUGGGUAAAGAACUGUGCUGAGGUCAAACAUGAUUAAAAGAACCAUGAAUAGCAUCCUUUAAUGCUGGGCUUUAAAGGAUGCAGACAGACAAGAAGAAUAACAAGGUGUAACAGUGAAUGUGAAACAGGAGGGACCUUUACAGUUACAAUGGGCUGAGGACAAGUGAAGGUUACCCAAGGGGCUCUUGUUCCCAUGGAUCUACCAGGAAUACAAGGACUGGUGGACCAAGUAGAUUAGACUGCUUAUGGGUUUUGUUUGUUUGUUUGUUUGUUUUUCAAGGAAAAUGAUCAGCUUUAAAGGCUUACUUUUUCCUGUAUAUUUUUCCUAAGAAGGGCUGGCAUCUGCAUGAAUAAGAAUGCCCCUUUCUGGGAAAAGGGGGCUGGAGAAGCUGAAUGCUGCCAUAUGUGAGUGUAAGUGGUAAGAGAGAGCUCACAAGGCACUUAGGAAAGAGAAGCCUUCAUCCAGUCUCAUACCCAUAUCUUGUUGAGAUGGGAACCGGGAUAGCCAUGGCUCAUUCCUCCCUGUUUAUCACAAGGAUUCUCCAUAAGACAAAUACAAAUACAGGUGGGAUUUGUUAUCCAUUACAUGUAUUCCACAUACCUGGGCUUAUCCUGCAGAUGGCAAACACAUAUGCAUUGACAUGACUUUAUGUAUUGUCAGAUCCAGUGGGGUCUCCUAGGUCUCACCCAAAGAGACUGGCCAGUGUGUUAGAAACAAAUGCCACACAAGGUCAGUGACUUGUGCUAUAAGGCCAUAAUCUCUGGUUCCUGAUAUGUGUCUGCUCAUUAUCUUCUGUGCUAUUUCUGCUGUGGUCAAUGUGAAUGGAACUUUCAGUAGUACUUGGGGGUACUUCUAAGCGGGAAGCAUUACAUUUUGCCCAAUCAUGUAUUUAUU